UUACUAACUUAGAUAUUAAUAACGAGAAUAACACACUAAUUUCUCACUCCACACAGUGACAUUUGAGCAAACAACUUUCCCCUGUGUAUACCUCAAUUUGCCCAUCAGUAAAAUGAGGGGUCUUGUUCUAAAUUAACUCCAAGGUCCCUUCCUACUAGACUUGAAACAAAUGCACUUGUUUCUGCCCUUAGCCUUAGCCCUCAUUCUUUUUGGUCCUGGUCCGUGGGCUAGCUCGCCAGCUGGGAUUGGCCCAUAUAAUCUCAAAGGUCUUCUCUGCUCAGCUCCUUCCAGAUACUCCAGGACGCCAUGGACUCCUCCUUCUGUUCCCCAGGGAGGCUGGGGAAUAAGGCGGGGAGGGGGGAGGGGCACUUUAAACACGCCCCUCCCCCAUUGCAUUGCGGCUUCCCGCGUGCGGCUGCCCAGGUGAGCACUCACGAGCCGGUUGGAGCCCCCUCAGGUGAGGAUAUUCAGCUCCCUCCCCCUCCACUGUCAAAUGCUCGUGGGAGCAGAUUGCGGCCAGAGCCCACCACAGCCUGGACCAUGGACCGGCACCUGCAGCUCUCCCCGCCUUGCCCUUUACCAUUCCAGGCUACUCCCCGGGCUGAGGUGCUGGAGGAGGUGCUGAGGGAGCAGUUUGGGACCCGGCCCCAGUUAGCAGCCAUCAGCCGGAUGAAGAGGCAGCCGUCGGGCUCCUACACCUCCACGGAGGACUUGAAGGAGGUGCUGGAGAGGCGGCAGGUGGCCAACGCCAAGGAGCGGGAGAGGAUAAAAAAUCUAAAUCGUGGGUUUUCUAAAUUGAAGGCCAUUGUGCCACUCCUUCCCAAAGACAGGAAGCCCAACAAAGUUGACAUUCUUAAAACUGCAACUGAAUAUAUACGCCUUCUCCGUGAAAUUUUAGAAGACACCAAAGACUUUGAGGUAAAGGGCCUUCCGGCAGAUUGCUAACUGUUGCUGUAGUCUGAAGAUAUCCCCAAGGAUUAAAAAAGCAAACUGCUCAGAAUUUAAAAGGACACAGUAUUAUCUUCAGUUAAGAGAUCGAUAAAAUCAUUUUGUUUAUUAUCAUUUCAGUGUUUGGGUUGGCAAAUGUAACUCUUUGUCACUAUUCCAACUUUUGAGACUCUUGUCAUUUAUGAGUUUCCAUGAGUCUUCAAUAAAAGUUGUACCCAAUAUAUGGAAGUCGUCUUAUGGCUUUUUUUUUUUAACAUUGUAAGGGUACUAGUAGAGUAUGUAGGCUGUAUUUCUGUUGUCCCUUAUUCUUGUUACUCUCUGACCAUCUUCCUAUCAUGGUCUUUCAUCUCCAAAUAGGCUUGCUAGCUCUCACCUCUAAGUCCCUGAUGGGUGAAAAUUCAAUUUAAUUGUUCUAUGGCUGCACUCGCCAUUCCUGUAACAUCCUGGUCAAAAAUAGCCCUUCCUAGCUAGUACUGUUUUCUUCCUCUUUUAAAGUGUAAACUGAACAAGGGCAGGGAUGGUAUUGGUCUCAGCAUUUUUAUCUCCAGUGUUCAACUUAGAUUCUGGAAUAUAAGUGCUUAAACAAUGUUUCAUUCAUUCAUGAAGGACUCAUUUCCUUUUCUAGUCAUAUAUACUUUCACCGAUGUCUUUUGUGUCACUUCUCACAGCAGAGUCAUCAUAUCUAUUAUGCUGCAGCUUUUGGAUAAUUUGUAACUUUUCUUCUUCUGAUACUGAAUGACUGUGAAUCAUAGAAACUCAAGAAUCACAGCCAUAUGGUAUCACAAUACAUCAUGGAAAAUAUAAUGUUGACUUUUCUCCAGUAUAUCAAAGAGUAGGAGGAAGAAGGAG
Messenger RNA from Monodelphis domestica (gray short-tailed opossum), 1797 nucleotides. RefSeq names its product folliculogenesis specific bHLH transcription factor (gene FIGLA). The record is from RefSeq and is a predicted model, not a curated record. Gene Ontology annotation, molecular function: protein dimerization activity; DNA-binding transcription factor activity, RNA polymerase II-specific; RNA polymerase II transcription regulatory region sequence-specific DNA binding. Gene Ontology annotation, biological process: regulation of transcription by RNA polymerase II; developmental process. NCBI's taxonomy places the organism in Eukaryota, Metazoa, Chordata, Mammalia, Didelphimorphia, Didelphidae.